UGGAUGUUAAGUUCCCUGUUCCGCCUUCCGUUUUGAGCCGAACGUAUUUACCUUGGGGACCCUGUCAAAUGAUUUCAUGGUGGUAAACGCUUCCGGUAGGAAGUGAACCUCACCCAUCUUUGCUUGUGAAUGACAGCGUUUUAGACCACCCCCAUUUGACGUCUUCGCAGCUCCUCUGUCGUCUGCCCAAGGCUUCAGGCGGGAUUUCAUCCAUGAAGGGAGGAUGACGAUGACUGUUGGGUCCUGGUCCUUGUCCACACGCCCAGAUGUUUGGAUGCAGCUAGUGUGAGCUGUGAAUGCGAGAUGGAGUGCCUGAGGCAUCUGGACGUGGUGGGCGACAUCAGCCCGGCUCUGGAGGCCACCGAGGACUUGGCCACCCUCGGUGCUCCUGAUCCAGCCGAUAAGCAACCUAAGAAGGUCCAGGAGGUCUCGCCGAGCGCCACGCUGGCCAGGCUGAGCUCCAGCGGCGUGUGGAACCUCCUGGUGGGACAGCAGCCUGAGGUGGGCCCGCCUGGGCUGGCUUGGGCCGACGGCCUGAGUGUAGUCGGUCUAAGGCCCGGCAAGAGGAACCGCGCCCGAUCCACCAAUGACCUCCUGGCGCAGGGCAAGGAGGGCACCAACCUGGCCACAGGCACUGCCAACGAUGUUUUCAAGAAGGGGCACAACAGGUCCAGGUCCGACGUCAACUACCGGACGGCUGCCUACACUGAUAACGGGCUCCCUACUGAGGACACUCUGAAGAAUGCCGUCGUCUCCCACCAUAUGGAAGGUGAAAAGGGGAGCAGCAAUAGCUGCAUGGUGUUGAAACAGGCUGAGAUGGAAUAUCGUGAGGGCCUCCGGGGUCGCUGGAGCGAGUGUCACGUGGAGCUGACACCCUGUGAACUGCGCCUCUACACGUUGGAUAGCAGCGCCAACCGCCAGUUGGGCACCGCCUACUCGCUCUCACACUGCCAGGGUGUGGUGGCACCCACACCCUGUCAGCCCGCUGACACGCGCACUCUCCAGGCCAUCUUUUUCAACAGUACACGGGUGCAGCUGAGGGCCACUACACAGUGGGAGGCAGCCGAAUGGCGGGAUUUCAUGUGGGAGAAGGUCCUGGCUGUGAGGCCUGCCAGGCAGAGGAAGGUGGUAGUAGAGAAGGUUGUCACCUUUCCCGACGCAGCCACCUCUGAUGUCAUCCCCCCGCUGAGCCGUCCCACGACUCUGCCGCUGUUCAACCAGCGAUGUGAGGACGUCCUUAAAGCGGGACUCCUGUACCAACUUUUGGAGCAAAACAACUGGUGCACCUUCACCUUUGUCUUGAACAGGACCACAUUGCAGGCGUUCCCCACCGAGGGGCGUGGUCCAGUGUCGCGCCCCGUUCGCCAGUACCUGCUGGACUCCUGCCUGGAUGUGCACCUGGACCUUGAGGUCCUGGACCAUGGGGAGCGCUUCCAGGUGGUGUUCACCGAUGAAGUCAUCCGACUCAAAGCUGAUACCGCCGCCAAAGCCCGUGAGUGGAUAGAGGCUGUAAGAGAGGCGGUCGGCACCCGGAGGCCGGCCCGGGAGGAGUGUGCCGCCCUGCUUCCACAGGGGGUGCUCUUGAGGUCCAGGAGGCAGAAGGAGCAGAGGGCCAAGAGGCAGUCGGUCACGACGAGCUUCCUCAGCCUCCUAACCUGUGUCGCCCUGGAGAAAGGACUCACGGUUCAGGGCUUCUUGUGUGCAGGCUGUCAGCGUCCAGUGGGCGCCUCCAGAGGCAAAGCCAAAGUGUGCCACUACAGCGGCUGGUAUUAUUGUCAAAGCUGCCACCAGGACAAUACCUUUGUCAUACCCGCUCGGCUGCUCCACAACUGGGACACCAGCAAGCACAAGGUGUCCAAGCAGGCCAAGGAGUUCCUAGAGUUCGUUUAUGAAGAGCCUUUACUGGACGUGCAGCAGCUCAAUGGGGGUCUGUACGAGCACUGCGAGCCCCUCAGCACUGUGCUGCGUCUCCGCCAGCAGCUGCAGUCGCUGCGUGCCUACCUCUUUAGCUGCCGUGCCGCCAUCGCUGAGGACCUGCGCCGAAGAAUUUUUCCUCGAGAGUAUUUACUGCAGCACAUUCACCUCUACUCCAUUGCUGACCUACAACAGGUGAUUGACGGCCAGCUGGCACCCUUCCUCUCAAAGGUCAUCAAGUUCGCCAGCGCUCACGUUCUGGCGUGCACAUUGUGCCGCCAGAAGGGCUUCAUCUGCGAGCUCUGUCACAGCCAAAGCCUCAUCUACCCUUUCCAGGACAGUGCCACCGCCAGGUGUUCAGGCUGCGGUGCCGUCUUCCAUGCCGAGUGUCGCCAGAAGUGUCAGCCAUGCCCCCGCUGUGUCCGACGCGAGCUCCACCACGCCAAACGUCCAUCGUCCUUCUCCUCCCCCGACGACGACCGUCACCUGCCCUACCACCACGCUUGAGACGUACCGCAACGUGGCGUCGGUGUUUCAUGAGGACUUACUUUUACAGCAUCACAAAAUGUAAGCAGCUCCGCAGUCGUGACUACAAAAUACCUGCCAAUGUUUGAACAUGUCAUAGAUCAGCCUCAAAUUUCUCACCAAACCUCAUCCCCAUGAAGUGUUUUCUCACUCGUGGAGUGCUCAGUGCUGUUACAGCACAUUGUUUAUCUUGGCUUUAUUGCUGCAACGGCACCCCUCCUGCCAUUGCAACUGUGUUCAAAACAUAAAAACAAAAUGACAAUUACUGUUUGCCACUUUGCAAACAGGCUACAACUUGUAAUGUUAACGAAAAAAUUAUGAGUUAGCAUGAUGUUUGUAACAUAAAACCUAGAUGACAACUAGUGUGUGUAAUCUCUUAGCUAGUUAGCAUUUUUUAUUUUGGACAUAUCAGUAAAUUGUUAAAUAUUGCGACAAAAUAUGGCUUGGAAUAUUGAGCAAUAAAAGAAUGAGAUGGCUCAACAAUUGAUCAUAAUGUGAAACCAAAACAUGUGUGUAACCUAUUAGCUCAUAUUUCUUAUUUUGAAAAUAGUGAAUAUGUUUAAACGUAAAUGACGCUGGACAAUCUAAGACUUGUAAUGUUGACAAAAAAAUGAUGCACUAGCGUGACAUUUUUUUCUGAGCAUUAAAUCACAAGCGGCAUGUGUAAGCUAUUAGCUAGUUUUCAUUUUGGACGUAACAAAAGUGUUCAGCCGUAGAUUAUUUCAUAAAUUAGGAUUAGAAUAUUAACAAACAAAAGAUGAAUUUUCUUAGUGUAACAUAAAAACAAAAUGUCAACUAGCAUGUGCAAGUUAUUAAUGAGCUUUUUUACAUUUUUAACAUAGCAUAAAUCUUUAAACAUAAAGGACCCUGGACAAUCAACGGCUUGUAACGUUUAAUGAACAAAAUGAUGAGGUGGCUCAAUAUUUGUAACAAAAACAAAACGACAGCUAUCUUGUGUAAGGUUUUCGGUAAUUCGCCUUUUUAUUUUGUUGUCAACUUUAAAUUGUUCAGCCUCGGCAAGCCUCAGACUUUGGUGAGAUAUGAAGAAAACAUUUGAGGUGGUGCAAUGUUUAUUUGUAACAUAAAAACAAAACCACUGAUGUGUAUUAGCUGAUAGCUAGUUAGCAUUAUCCGUAAAGGACCCUGGACAAUCUACAACUUGUAAUGUUAAUGAAUAAAAGGAUGAGCUAGCUCGGUGGUUGUUUGUAACAAAACUACAGCUAACGUAAGAUUUUAGCUCAUUUGUUUUUUUUCAUUUUGUAUGUAGCAAAUUGUUCUGCGUGCACAACUAUUGCCUCAAACUUUUGUGAAAUAUGAACAAAAACAUAAACUGGCACAAUGUUUGUACAAAAACAAAACGACAACUAGUGUCUUUUAAAUUUUAGCUUCUUCUUCUUUUCCUUUCGGCUUGUCCCGUUAGGGGUCGCCACAGCGUGUCAUCUUUUGCCAUCUUAGCCUAUCUCCUGCAUCUUCCUCUCUAACCCCAACUGCCCUCGUGUCUUCCCUCACCACAUCCAUAAACCUUCUCUUUGGACUUCCUCUCGGCCUUUUGCCUGGCAGCUCCAUCCUCAGCACUCUUGUACCAAUAUACUCACUCUCUUGCCUCUGAACAUGUCCAAACCAUCGAAGUCUGCUCUCUCGAACCUCGUCAGCAAAACAUCCAACUUUGGCUGUCCCUCUAAUGAGCUCAUUUCUAAUCCAAUCCAACCUGGUCACUCCGAGCGAGAACCUCAACAUCUUCAUUUCUGCCACCUCCAGUUCUGCUUCCUGUUGUUUCUUCAGUGCCACCGUCUCUAAUCCGUACAUCAUGGCCGGCCUCACCGCUGUUUUGUAAACUUUGCCCUUCAUCCUAGCAGAGACUGUUCUGUCACAUAACACACCAGACACCUUCCGCCAGCUGUUCCAACCUGCUUGGACCAGUUUCUUCACUUUCUCACCACACUCACCAUUGCUCUGGAUUGUUGACUCUAAAUAUUUGAAGUCCUCCACCCUCGCUAUCUCUUCUCCCUGUAGCCUCACUCUUCCCUCUCCACUUUUCUCAUUCAUGCACAUAUAUUCUGUUUUACUUCGGCUAAUCUUCAUUCCUCUCCUUUCCAGUGCAUGUCUCUAUCUUUCUAAUUGUUCCUCUGCAUGCUCCCUGUUUUCACUGCAUAUCACAAUAUCAUCAGCGAACAUCAUGGUCCAAGGGGAUUCCAGUCUAACCUCAUCUGUCAGCCUAUCCAUUACCACCGCAAACAGGAAGGGGCUCAGAGCUGAUCCCUGAUGCAGUCCCACCUCGACCUUAAAUUCCUC
Molecule: messenger RNA, 4731 nt
Organism: Syngnathoides biaculeatus (alligator pipefish)
Lineage: Eukaryota; Metazoa; Chordata; Actinopteri; Syngnathiformes; Syngnathidae
Gene: plekhm3
Product: pleckstrin homology domain containing, family M, member 3
Exons: 10
Coding region: 304-2421 (705 amino acids)
Source: RefSeq, a predicted model, not a curated record